GAACGUCAUUUGCUUCAUACAUUUAGCUUUAGCCAAAAUUAGCCAGCUGUUGAAAUCAUAGAGAUAUCUUGCCGAAACGAGUGUUUUUCUUUUCAACUAACAGCCUACCUAACCGUUAUUGAUUUGGUGCUCCCUGGUUUACAGUGCCAAACAUGUAUAUAAAAGCUUUAUUCCGAUGCAGAGACAUGCUGAAAGGAGAACUGGUCGUGUGAAAUGCUGGCUAGCCUAAUCAAAGCUAGCUGACGGGCCGAGAAACGAAAGUGGCUAACAUUAACGAGAGAUAAGCUUAUCGCAACAAGCCGGGGUACUUUAACCUAUCUGCCACUGAAGCCACAAGAAGAAGCAGUGACAGAGAUAGUUCAUUACCUACAAAGUAGCAGUGGGUCUCUCUAGGGCAGAGCUAUGGGUGCGUUCCUGGACAAGCCCAAGACAGAGAAGCACAACUCGCAUGGUGAGGGCAAUGGCCUGCGCUAUGGGCUGAGUUCCAUGCAGGGCUGGCGGGUGGAGAUGGAGGAUGCUCACACAGCUGUGUUGGGACUUCCUGCUCCUGGCAUGACUGACUGGUCCUUUUUUGCUGUGUACGAUGGUCACGCUGGCUCAAGGGUUGCCAACUACUGCUCUAAGCAUCUUCUGGAGCACAUAAUCAGUGCUAGUUUAGGGACUAAAGUCUCACAUGCAGGUUCAGACAGCUCAUCCAGUGACCCUCCAGUAUCGGGUCCUCCUACAGUGGAAGCUGUAAAAGGUGGGAUCCGGACAGGCUUCCUGAGGAUUGAUGAGCACAUGCGCAGCUUCUCUGACCUCCGAAAUGGCAUGGACCGUAGUGGCUCCACAGCAGUGGGAGUCCUCCUGUCACCUGAUCAUUUCUUCUUCAUUAACUGUGGUGAUUCUCGAGCAGUUCUAUACCGCAAUUCACACGUGUGCUUCUCCACACUCGACCACAAGCCUUGCAACCCACGUGAGAGAGAGCGUAUCCAGAAUGCCGGUGGCUCAGUGAUGAUUCAGAGGGUUAAUGGCUCACUGGCCGUAUCGAGGGCUUUGGGGGACUACGAUUACAAGUGCGUGGAUGGGAAGGGCCCCACAGAGCAGCUGGUCAGCCCCGAACCAGCAGUGUUUGACAUGGUUCGGGCCCCAGAACAGGAUCAGUUUGUGAUCCUGGCCUGUGAUGGCAUCUGGGAUGUCAUGUCCAAUGAGGAGCUGUGCGAGUUUGUGAAAUCUAGGCUUGAGGUGUCUGAUGACCUAGAGAGAGUGUGCAAUGAAGUAGUGGACACCUGCCUGCACAAGGGGAGUCGGGAUAACAUGAGUGUUGUGUUAGUGUGUUUGCCCAAUGCUCCCAAAGUGUCGAGGAGGCCGUGAGGAAGGACGCU
This is a messenger RNA of Micropterus salmoides (largemouth bass), 1364 nucleotides long. RefSeq names its product protein phosphatase 1B-like. The record is from RefSeq and is a predicted model, not a curated record. Gene Ontology annotation, biological process: protein dephosphorylation; positive regulation of canonical NF-kappaB signal transduction; negative regulation of canonical NF-kappaB signal transduction. NCBI's taxonomy places the organism in Eukaryota, Metazoa, Chordata, Actinopteri, Centrarchiformes, Centrarchidae. The transcript is spliced from 3 exons. The coding region runs from base 403 to 1353 and encodes 316 amino acids. Gene Ontology annotation, cellular component: nucleus; cytosol. Gene Ontology annotation, molecular function: protein serine/threonine phosphatase activity; cation binding.